AUGACAAAAAAUAGUUGGCCUUAAACACGCACACUUUGAACCAAAGUGGUUUUAGUUAUUAACACAAUAUCUCGUUGACUAAUCGAAACUCGUAAAAACUAUAAAUAAAGAAGACCAUGUAGAAGAGACGAACAAAUGUCUGAAAUGGAACACAAAGAAACAAAGCCACCUCGAAAACAAUUGAGGCAGCCUCCUUCUGUUCCUUUCAUAUGGGAAGAGAGGCCUGGCUACCCCAAGAAGAAUUGGCAACCUUCAUUAGCCACCUUCGUGCCUUCUCCUCCUCCGCUUCCCCCACCUGUCCCAGUCCCGGUUAAGCUGGUCACAUCGGUUCCUUUCCGUUGGGAAGAAACGCCUGGAAAACCUCUCCCUGCUUCUUUAAACGACGCACCUCAGCUUCCACAUCCACCAUUGGAAACCGCUACGACGACUCCAUUACCGCCUCCAGUUCCUGUUCCGGUUAAGCUGGUUACUUCGGUUCCGUUCGACUGGGAAGAAACGCCUGGAAAACCUCUCCCUGAUUCCUCAAAUGACCCACCCCAGCUUCCACAUCCACCAUCAGAAACCACUACGACAACUCCAUUACCGCCUCCAGUUCCAGUUCCGGUUAAGCUGGUUACUUCAGUUCCGUUCGAUUGGGAAGAAACGCCUGGACAACCAUACCCUUGUUUUGUAUCUUUUGUUGAUUUCAAUCCACCUGAGCCGUUGGAUCAACCGCUGCCACCUCCUCCCAUGUACGGUGAGGUUGAAACCAGCAGUGAUAUCUUUGAUGACGCAAGCAGUGAUUCCUUCAGCUCUGUGCCGUCUCUAUUAGAGACAAACUGCUCGGUUUCGAUAUCCGGUACUGUGGUGGCAAUGGAUGAAUUUGAUGACAAUCUGAAAAGAGAGACUACCUCAAUGCCAUCGUCGCCAGCUUAUGAAUCUGAUGACAGUACGAGCAGUUACAUGACUGGAGCUUCCAGUCUUGUGGGAGCUUCGUUCUUGGAAAAGCUCUUUCCACGUCUUCUUCCAUCAGAAAAGGUCAAAGCUGCUGAUUCUGAGGACGUUAAGGUUUCUACUCAUCCGUUGCAUGAAGAAGUGAAGCUUACUACAGAAUCUGACAACAUGAAUAUUGGUUUUCCUGUGAGGACGCCACAGACACUUGGGGAGCUAAUAAUGAUGAGCCGAAGGAGAAGCUAUAUGAGAAGAGCUGUUGAAAUGAGAAAGCAGAAGAAUCUUUACACGGAAUUUACAAAGAAUGGAGCUGAUAGCUGUUGCCUCUUUGUACCGGGCAUCAAAAUGAUAGAAGGACUUGAGUGGAAAAAAUACCAACCAAGGUUGAAGCUCAUUUAGAAGAAAACUCUUACAAAGGUGCUCACAAUUUGCAUCCCCAAACAUUUCAGAAGUUGUUUUCUUUUUUUUUUUUUUCAUAGACAAGAAACUUGUAAAUGCAGUAUAGUAAAUUUGAGGCGAUUGAAUGCCAGACUCUUUGUGAUGUAGAACACGCAACUCAUAUCAUUUAUCUCUUUCUUAUCU
Molecule: messenger RNA, 1512 nt
Organism: Camelina sativa (false flax)
Lineage: Eukaryota; Viridiplantae; Streptophyta; Magnoliopsida; Brassicales; Brassicaceae
Source: RefSeq, a predicted model, not a curated record